GAGAAUAUAUACAUAAACCUACUGUGAUACGUAAAUUGUGAGCACUGGUUUAUCAGUGGUCUGAGAGUUUUGUAGUAUUUUAUGUUCAUACUGAUUUGGAUUCACGGAAUAUGGGCUGUUUCAAUACUGUGUGGAAUAAAGCAAAAUCAAAGGUGCAGUCAUGGCACAAGACAGAGUUUGUCCCAAGCAAAGUUCGGGACCCUAUAUUUGGGAACAUAAUAACUAUGUCCAUAGCGGAAACUGCAGCUUACAGGAUUAUCUGCCAAGAUCUGAGAGUGGGUCUAUUACCUUCAUAUGCACCUUAUUUGCUGAUAUCAUUCGUCGCAAUGUUCGAGGCAUUACUGGGCCCUUUCGUCGCAUGGUGUGGAUAUAAGACACGGAAGAGAAUGAUGCUUGGCUGGUCAAUUGGUUUCAUCUUGGCUUCCUUUUGCUGGUUUGCAAUCCCAUCACCCGUAAAACUAACGGAGUCAGAUUUUUGCGAAAAUCCAAGUGUCAACACAAACAUACUCUUCGCUGGUCUAUCCGCGCGGACAGCAGUGCGGAUGUUCGUGACUGUGUUUGUAGCAAUAUGCUUCUGUCUAGCGAGGGUGGCCACAUGGAGCCAUUACAUAGCUUACGCAGACGACCAAGAUCCUAAGAGAACUACUGUUGACUUCGGACUCCUUGUUAUUGCUCGAGUGAUACCCCUUAUUUUUGGUUAUAAGAUGCUCAGUAUGAUUGUGGAGGUGUCCGUCCUUCUAAAGAUUCUCAUUAUAACACUAACAACGCUCCUAAAUAUAGCAAAAAUUUAUUUCGUUGUACCAACAUCUGAGCAUCAAAUCGAAACGAAAGCACCUCCAAUGGAAGACAGAGGUUUCUUCAGGAGUUUGUUUCGGGUGCUGUGUAAUGUUCUCGCUAUGUCGCAAAUGCUGUCCGUAGCGCUUAUCGCUGCUGCCUUCUGGGGAUUUGGGUAUAACGAAGAAGAGAUAGUCAAGACAAACUUCGACAUUGACACCUCGGAUGCAACCAUAAUCGAUCAUCAUGUGGAAUUUUUUCGAUAUUUAUGUGCGAUUCUUGGUGUGGUGUACAUUGGCGUCAAAUAUUCGACACCAAUACGGACUGACUACGAAAUACCCAGGGCCCUCAAGCACAUCUCUAAAAUGACACUUAUCGCUGCAAUCAUGUAUAUACUUAUUGUUGUGGUGCCGCCUUGUACAAAGGGUCACGUGGCAGGCUUAGAAAACAGCAAUGUAUACACGCAUCCCCAAUGCAGUUUGUCGUGUGGUUGCGUGCCAAAAUGGAAUGAAUACAAUCCUGUAUGUGUAGUGGACACCAUGUCGACCUACCUUUCACCAUGUGAGGCUGGCUGCACAGGUUCCUAUACAAUUGAGAAUUUACUGGUAUACUCCAACUGCAGCUGCGCAGGUCUUUCAGGGCAAGCGGCACCGGGUGCUUGCAGUAAUUUCAACUGUCAGACUGGAUAUAAUUUUCAUAUGACAGCCUAUGCAGCAAUCAUGAUUUUGUCAGUGCUGGCGUUCCAAUCACAAGGCAUGGUGAUCCUCAAAUCAGUGGACCCGCGAGAUAAGUCCAUCGCCAUGGGAAUGAUGUGGUCUGUCAUUGCAGCUGUUUCUUAUGUCUGUGCUAGUAAUAUCUUCUUUUCUAUUGCAUGGAAAACAUGCAGUUGGUACACAGGUGACAAAUGCCAACUUUACGAACAGAGAUUCUCAUAUAUUAUCGGAUUUACCUGUGCGGGGCUCGUGUUUAUAGCGUUAGUUAUAAACUUCGUAGCCAUAGGAUACCUGCGAUUAAAAAACAAACGAACAGAGGAUAGGAACGAAGAUAACGGAGAAAGAACUGAUAUAGAAUAGAAUUAUUCGUAAUACUUACAUUAAUCUCGUUGAUGAUUGAACAACUUUAACAUAAUUAUUAAAUGACGAACACAUUUUUUUGUAAUUAUAUACUUAUUCGUUAAGUACAUAUAUAGUUCAUUUCUGACUGGCUUAAAAUUAAAUUAUCAUUAUUUAGUUAUACAGUUAUAUAAUUAUACGACUAGUCUUGAUAUACGGCUGUGAAGAACAGAAGCUAGUGGAAGCGGAUGUCAAGAUAUUGCGUCAAAUCCUACGCCCUAGAAGGAGAUAGGAUGGGUCAUAUGGAGUCCAAAAGUAUCCCAAAUAAUUUUGGCUAUUAACUCUUUUAAAAGAUUCAAUCUCAAAAUAGCCAUACCCAACAUAUAGGCUUCGUUGGCUGGGGCACCUUGAGCGCAUGGGCCAAGAACGGGCGGUUUAGGAAGCUAAGUGCUCGAAAACCCGUAGGUCGGCUUGGUACUGCUGGAUCGACAGUCUGGAGGAGCACCUGUUGUAAAUGAAAUUGGAAAAGAGACAACUCUCACUACAGGAAGCGUCUCACUUCGAAGGCAAAGGUUUUUAAGCUCCUUUGGUGCAGAGCCAGUAGGAUAAGCGUGAUAAUUUAUUUAUCAUCUAAAUAAUAUUGACUACUUAGGAGUGAAGUAUUCAUAAUUUCAGUUUUAUAUAAGUUAAGUAUUGUAUAAACAAAUUGCAAUAAUAUCUGGGAACUUUAUUCGAAAGAUUAGUCCGUCAUAAAAAUAUUUUGGAAAAUUUUUAGCUCAUAGUUCCCAUUAAGAUUUAUUAUUUAUAACGGGUAUCAGAAUUCUCAUCUCUUAAUUGUCGAUUUCAUAAAUUGUUUGACAGCUUGAGAAAAAGUCAGCUUUUGACAAUUGACAAUCGUGACCCAGUGACAUCAAACGAAUUUUUACGUGACAAAGCGUGAGCUGACGUCAUUUCCUUUAGUCUCCCUUAAAACUCGAUGAAAGUUUGUCUCUCUAGCUAAGGUUUAAUUUUUAAUAAUAAUUCAAUUAAUAUUUGGCAUUGACCUUAUAUUUUAAUUUAAUAAACUAACCUAACUAAAACUUUAACUAACUUUUUUUUAAAGCGGACUAAAAAUUUAAUGUACGUGUUACUACAUCAUUACAGCCGAAUUUGCGGAAUUUAAAUUGUAUGUACUUGAAAAUUUAUGCAUGUACCUACUAUAUUCGAAAGUAAUCGCUGAACUUUUUCUGAGUAGAAAGUUUUUGACGAUUGAUUAUUGUUAAAAGUAUAGAACUUAAUUUGUUAACUAUAUAGUUUUAUAAAUAUAUUAUAUUUAUAAUUUAAGCUUAACAGUAAGACUUUCUUGCUCAGUAAAUGUUGGUUGGUGUUUUACCAAAGACGUAGCUAAUAUUUUUGUGUAUUUC
Pieris rapae (cabbage white) is the source of this 3229-nucleotide messenger RNA. Its product is annotated as solute carrier organic anion transporter family member 1B2. The record is from RefSeq and is a predicted model, not a curated record. Lineage: Eukaryota; Metazoa; Arthropoda; Insecta; Lepidoptera; Pieridae. The transcript is spliced from 13 exons. Gene Ontology annotation, molecular function: protein binding. Gene Ontology annotation, cellular component: membrane. Gene Ontology annotation, biological process: sodium-independent organic anion transport; transmembrane transport. The coding region runs from base 111 to 1847 and encodes 578 amino acids.